CGGUGACCGCAGAGUGCGCGACCCGGUCCUGUCCCAGGUGGGCAAAGGCCACACCAAAGUGAAAGCUCUUCGUGAGUCAGCGAGCUGCGACGAGGCCGGCCCGCGAGGCGCCGCCCCUGGGUGGGAACCCGAGUCACCCAGGGCUCAGCUCUGGCGAAAUCGCCUGCUUUGCUCACUUCCCGGGCUGGGCGGUCUGGAUCCCGCAGACUUCAGGCGCGAUCCAUGGCCUGCGGGGCGGCAGAGCGGGGCCCUGAGCCCCCGGCCUUCCAGAGCCAUCCAGAAGCCAGCACACCGCGCCUGGCCCAGGGCUACUACUUGCGCAGCAUGGGCGAGCUGCGGGACCAAGAGUUUGGCCGCCUGGCAGGAACUGUCUACCUUGACCACGCAGGAGCCACCUUGUUCCCCCAGAGCCAGCUCACAAACUUCACUAAGGAUCUCAUGGACAAUGUCUAUGGUAAUCCACACAGUCAGAACAACACCAGCAAACUCACCCACGACACUGUGGAGCAGGUCCGCUACAGGAUCCUGCGUCACUUUCACAGCACCCCAGAGGACUACAGCGUGAUCUUCACAGCUGGGAGCACAGCUGCUCUCAGGCUAGUGGCAGAGACGUUUCCGUGGGUGUCCCGAGCCCCAGAGAACAGUGGGAGUCACUUCUGUUACCUUACCGAUAACCACACCUCUGUGGUGGGAAUGAGGAAGGUGGCUGCAGCCAUGGACGUCACAUGUACCCCAGUCAAGCCAGAGGACAUGCGGUCAGCAGAAGGAAAGGGUGCUGCAGCCUGUGACCCCGACUGUCAGAUUCCACACCUCUUCUGUUACCCAGCUCAGAGUAACUUUUCAGGCACCAGAUACCCACUGUCAUGGAUAGACGAAGUCAAGUCUGGGCAGAGGAGCCCCGUGAGUGCGCCUGGGAAAUGGAUCGUGCUGCUUGAUGCAGCCUCCUAUGUCAGCACUUCCUCCUUGGAUCUGUCAGCUCACCAGGCCGACUUCAUUCCCAUCUCCUUUUAUAAGAUCUUUGGGUUCCCCACAGGCCUGGGUGCCCUGCUAGUCAAUAAACGCGUGGCUCCUCUGCUGAGGAAAGGCUACUUCGGAGGCGGGACUGCAGCUGCCUACCUUGCGGGAGAGGACUUUUACAUUCCAAGGCCAUCGGUGACGGAAAGGUUCGAAGAUGGCACCAUCUCUUUCCUUGAUGUAAUAGCGUUGAAGCAUGGAUUUGAUGCUCUGGAACACCUCACAGGCGGCAUGGUGAACAUACAACAGCACACCUUUGCUCUGACACAGUACACCCACUCUGCCCUGUCUUCCCUCCGCUACCCCAACGGGGCCCCUGUGGUGCGCAUUUACAGUGAUUCUGGGUUCAGCAGCCCCGAUGUCCAGGGUCCAAUCAUCAAUUUUAACGUGCUGGAUGAUGGUGGGGAGAUCAUCGGCUACUCCCAGGUGGACAAAAUGGCUAGCCUGUACAACAUCCACCUGAGGACUGGCUGCUUCUGUAACUUGGGGGCCUGCCAGAGGCACCUGGGGCUAACUGAAGAGAUGGUUAAGAAACAUUUUCAGGCUGGUCAUGUCUGUGGGGAUGAUGUUGACAUUAUAGAUGGACGACCCACCGGCUCCGUGAGGAUUUCCUUCGGAUACAUGUCCACACUAGAAGAUGCCCAGGCCUUUCUCAGGUUCAUCAGUGCUAUCUACCUUCGCUCACCUGGCGGCCAGCCUGUUCCUCGAGCCAGCACCAGUGAGGCUGGAGUCUUAUCCUCAAAGAGUGACUGUCAGUCACCUCAGGAAGAAGGUUCCUGCACAGACCCUGCAGUUUGCAAUGGUUUGGAUCCUGACACAAAUACCACAGACUUGCACCUGUGUCUGAGCAGAGCCAGCAGCAUCCAGCAGACCCCUCAAGAGAAAGCUGCAGCUAUCCUGAAUGGGGACCUUGGGCCCCACAUUGUCACCAACAUUUACCUCUACCCCAUCAAAUCCUGUGCUGCGGUUGAGGUGACCAAGUGGCCUGUGGGGAGCCAAGGGCUGCUGUAUGACCGGAGCUGGAUGGUUGUGAAUCACAAUGGCAUUUGCCUGAGUCAGAAGCAGGAGCCGCGGCUCUGCCUGAUCCAGCCCUUCAUCGACCUGCAGCAGAGAAUCAUGGUCAUCAAAGCAGAAGGGAUGGAGCCUAUACAGGUGCCUCUUGAGGAAGACGGUGAACAGACCCAGAUUUGCCAAAGCAGAGUGUGUGCAGACAGGGUAAAUACUUAUGAUUGUGGAGAAAAUGUUUCAAGAUGGCUGUCAAAGUUUUUUGGCCACCAGUGUCAUUUAAUCAAGCAAAGUCCACACUUCCAGCGAAAUGCAAAGAAGACACCUAGAAAAGGUCAGCCUCCCGGUGCAGCUGCUGCCCUGUCCCUGGUGAACAAGGCUCAGUACCUGCUGGUGAACACAUCAAGUGUCCUGGAGCUUCAGCAGCAGCUAAAGGCCAGUGAUGGACAUGGAAAGGAGGAGUCAUUCUCAGUAAAAGAUCUCAUCUCCCGCUUCCGUGCCAAUAUCAUUACCAAGGGAGCCAGGGCUUUCGAAGAAGAGAAAUGGGAUGAGAUUUCAAUUGGCUCCUUGCAUUUCCAGGUUCUGGGGCCUUGUCACAGGUGCCAGGUAAUUUGUAUCAACCAGCAAACUGGACAGCGGAACCAGGAUGUUUUCCAGAAGCUUUCUGAGAGUCGAGAGAGAAAGGUGAACUUCGGUGUGUACCUGAUGCAUUCAUCCUUGGAUUUAUCAUCUCCGUGUUUCCUGUCAGUGGGAUCUGAGGUGCUCCCCGUACUGAAAGACUGUGGAGUGUCCUGAUUCACCCUCUUCCCAGAAACACCCAAGUGUUAUCUCCUAACAUUUCUUCUCCCAAGAGCAUUAAAGUUUUUCU
Molecule: messenger RNA, 2887 nt
Organism: Arvicanthis niloticus (Nile rat)
Lineage: Eukaryota; Metazoa; Chordata; Mammalia; Rodentia; Muridae
Gene: Mocos
Product: molybdenum cofactor sulfurase
Biological process (GO): Mo-molybdopterin cofactor biosynthetic process
Molecular function (GO): pyridoxal phosphate binding; molybdenum cofactor sulfurtransferase activity; molybdenum ion binding
Source: RefSeq, a predicted model, not a curated record